Molecule: messenger RNA, 1557 nt
Organism: Brettanomyces nanus
Lineage: Eukaryota; Fungi; Ascomycota; Pichiomycetes; Pichiales; Pichiaceae
Exons: 1
Coding region: 1-1557 (518 amino acids)
Biological process (GO): dipeptide transport; transmembrane transport; allantoate transport
Cellular component (GO): plasma membrane
Molecular function (GO): allantoate transmembrane transporter activity; dipeptide transmembrane transporter activity
Source: RefSeq, a predicted model, not a curated record
AUGAGUGAUAAAAGUGAAGAAGCUGUAAAGUCAUCGGCGGUCGAGUCCGUUCAUCCUUUAACAUCCUUCAUUUCUCCGGUGUCUGGAGAAGUUAUCGUCGACUUUGAAUAUAGUGGCGAUCGGGCUCUAAAGUAUGUCCAAAAUCUGGAAGUCAUUUCCGAUGUCACAGAAUCUGAGUAUAAUAAGUUGAAGCGUAAAAUCGAUUGGUACAUCCUUCCAUUGAUCAGUUUGAUCUUUGGAACUCAAUACAUCGAUAAAUCGACAUUGAGUUUUGCGGCUGUUAUGGGGCUAAAAACAGAUAUUCCAAUGCACGGUCAACAAUAUUCCUGGCUUACUACUGCAUUCUACCUCUCUUUCUUGGUGUUCGUUUUCCCUAUAUCCAGAUGUCUUCAAAAAUACCCCUUAAUUAAGACUACUUCUAUAUGUAUCAUCGCCUGGGGUAUUGUUUUGUGUUGUCAUGCUGCAUGUCAUUCUUAUGGAACAUUGUUACUUUGCAGAAUCCUUCUUGGUGGUCUUGAGUCAGCUGUGACUCCGGCAUUUGUGUUACUUUCAUCUAAAUGGUACAAGCAAGAAGAAUCUUUUCUCAGAACAACUGUUUACUACUCCAAUAACGGUUUUGGCACCAUUAUUGGAUGCGCAAUUGCAUAUGGUUGCUUCAUUCAUACUACAGGUUAUGCGAUUGGUAGUUGGAGGGUCUUGUUUAUUGUCACUGGUUUGAUGACCAUGGUUCUAGGAGGAAUUCUAUACUUUCACAUUCCCGACAAUCCACCUGAUGCUUGGUUCUUGAAGAAGAGAGAGAAGUCUUUGGUUUUACAAAGAAUUAAGGAUAGUAAACAGGGAUAUGGAAGUCCUAAGUGGAAGUGGUACCAAUUUAAGGAGUCUAUGAAGGAUCCAAGAACCUGGCUAGGAUUUUUCUAUGCUUUCUCAUCAAAUAUUCCAAACGGUGGUCUUGGUUCUUUCAUGUCCAUCCUAUUGUCUGACUCCUUGGGAUAUGGUCCAAAGAAGAGUUUGCUUAUGAGAAUGCCAGGUGGUGCUGUGGAAACGGUUGGUUUGAUCGCUUUUGCUUUAUUCGUGGGCUGGUUCCCACAGAGAAUAUUUAUUUCUUCCUUCAUUACAGUCGUGGUGAUUGCCGGUUCUUGUAUGUUGGCCUUUUGUUCCAACACAGGUGCCCAAUUAGCGGGUUUGUAUCUUUAUUCUUUGUCUCCUAUUGGUAUGAUCUGCUUCUUGUCUUUGUUUAGUGCGAACACACUAGGUUACUCUAAGAAGAUUACUUCUCAGGCCAUACUUUUGAUUGGUUAUUGUGUUGGUAACUUGGUGGGUCCUCAAACAUUCGUCACCUCCGAGGCUCCCAAAUAUCACUCUGCUAAGGUUGCAAUAGUUGUCUGCUAUGUUUUCUCAUUAUUCUGUUUAAUUGCUUUGUUCUUUGUCAACUAUUAUGACAACAAGCGCAGAGACAAGCUCGAAAGUGACCCAUCCUACGCGGAACCUCAUAUUGAAAAUAUCGAAUUUGCUGAUUUGACUGACAGAGAAGUUCCAGCUUUCAGAUAUUUGUAUUGA